This is a messenger RNA of Parastagonospora nodorum SN15, 855 nucleotides long. RefSeq lists its product as hypothetical. The record is from RefSeq and is a predicted model, not a curated record. The transcript has 2 exons. Lineage: Eukaryota; Fungi; Ascomycota; Dothideomycetes; Pleosporales; Phaeosphaeriaceae. The coding region runs from base 1 to 855 and encodes 284 amino acids.
AUGGAACUCCUCACCAAACAUGAAUUCGACACUCGUGCUCGCAAAAACAUGCCUGACACCUACGAUACCUUGCCGCGAACUGAAGGCCUCAUAUUUGGCAUGCAGAUCGACGUCCGCCACGAUCGUGCCUCCGGCAUGAAGUUGCGCAUCGGUACCAUAGAGGACAAUGACGGCACGAAGACAUGGAUCUGGGCGAUCGUGUGCCACAACUCCGACGUCUACUUCUACAAGGAGCAUGAGAAGUUGACCGCGUUGGAUCUCAAGCACGCGGAGUUGAUCGAGCCGAUGCGCACUGUAGCCGGCAAGUUCAAGGACCCCAAAGCAAACCGUCUUCGCUCGUACAUAUGUUUUCUGUUCAUGGUUAAAGGUGUCUACGCACGUUUCGUAGAGGGUAGGUGUGUUUCGUUCAAGGGUUUCGAGGCUGCGUGCAAGCGCAUCUCAGAUGCCAAGCGGAAUGGCUUCUACAACCUCGAGUCCAAGCUUCGACUGGCCGAACUUGACGAGGGAGAUAAGGGUUAUGAGUCUGAAGCUGUAGUUGCUACCCUAACCAAGAGGGGCGGCGAUGGAAACGACAAGAUCGGCGCAGAAGAACACACCCAUCGUCAUGUUCGAGGUAACAGGAAGAAGCGCAAGCUCAAUACCACCACAGCUGAAGUGGAAAUGGACGGUCUCGACAAGGAGAAUAUCGAGCUUAAGGCUCAGAUCCAGAAGGCUCGUUCGGAGAACCAAGACCUCCAUGGCCUCUAUCAAGAACUUCGCGGCGAUUGGGAGCAGCUUCGCGGAGAGUAUCACGGCAUCCUGGGAGGACUCAAGGUCAUUUGGGACUUUGCAGGUCAUCAUCACCAGGGUGUCUGA